AUGUCUCUCCUUUCUUCGCACCGAACUGAAAUUGCAAAACCCCAAAACGAUUCGGAGUUUCCCAAAAGCCGAAUUAACUGCAACUUCAGAAGAACACGCGUCGUACGACUUUUCUGGCGGCCCUGCUGCUGCUGCUGCUGCUGCUGCUGCUGCUGCUGCUGCUCGAAGAAGGCCGCAGCAGCAGCAGCAGCAAAAGAGCAAAAGACCCCUUGGUACGAGUUUCUGAACCCGUUCAAAGCGCGGAAAAAAGAAGCAGCAGCAGCAGCAGCAGCAGCAGCAGCAGCAGCAGCAGCAGCGAAGGCUCCGGGUGUACGUACACUCGACUCCUUCGCGCUGCUGCCGCAGCCAGAAAAACACAAGUCCAUUUAUUUAAAACUUUUGGCUCCCCAAAAAGCCCAAUCAACUUCAAGUCCAAACAUAGAGUUGCAUGCAAUUAAAUCUUCAGAGCAGCAGCAGCAGCAGCAGCAGCAGCAGCAGCAGCAGCAAAAGGCGCCGGUGGACACAGCAGCGCUGCCGAAGGCAGCGGCGGGCCCCCCGCCUGAUCCAGCAGCAGCAGCAGCAGCAAAACAAAGCAAAGCAGCAGCAGCAGCAGCAGCAAAAGACCCAGCAGCAGCAGCAGCAAAGGACCCAGCAGCAGCAGCAGCAGCAGCUGGGAAGAGCAGCAUUUUGGCCUCGCAGUUUGCUGCUGCCUCCAGCGCCCCACCUAAGAAGCAAGGUGCUGCUGCUGCUGCUGCUGCUGCUGCUGCUGCUGCUGCUCCGGGCAAAGAAGCAAAAAGUAUAAAUAUAAAUAAAAGUUUAAGUUUAAAAAAAGAAGCAAAUGCAGAAAGUGCUGCAGCAAAAGAGACUCUAAAGCGGACCGUCACGGCCAAGUCCAGUGCAGCAGCAGCAGCAGCAGAAGAAGCAGCAGCAGCAGCAAAAGAAGCAGCAGCAGCAGCCACCAAAGCAAGCAAAGCAGCAGUGCCGGCAGAUGCAGCAGCAGCAAAACAGAGCAAAGCAGCAGCACCGGGAGCAGCACUUAACCAGAGCAAAGCAGCAGCAGCAGCAGCAAACCAAAGCAAAGCAGCAGCAGCACUUAACCAGAGCAAAGCAGCAGCAGCACUGAACCAGAGCAAAGCAGCAGCAGCACUGAACCAGAGCAAAGCAGCAGCAGCAGCAGCAAAGCCAAGCAACACAGCAGCAGCUGCAGCACCAAGUCAGAGUAAAGCAGCAGCAGCAGCAGCAGCAGCAAAACCGAGCAAAGCAGCAGCACCUCCUGCAAUAGCGAUAAACCAGAAUAAAGCAGCAGCAGCAGCAGCAAAGCCGGGAGCAGCAGCAGCACCAGCAGCAGCAGCAAGCCCGAGCAAAGCAGCAGCAGCAGCAGCAGCAGGCACUCCAAAGACGAAAUCAACAAUGCCAGACAGCAACAAAGCAGCAGCAGCAGCAGCAGCAGCAGCAAAUAAUAAAGCAGCAGCAGAAGCAGCAAAGACGCGGGUUUUAUCGAAGGGGAUUUUGGCGCAGCAAGCGGCGAGAAAAGCAGCAGCAGCAGCAGCAAAAAGCUAA
Eimeria necatrix is the source of this 1539-nucleotide messenger RNA. RefSeq lists its product as hypothetical. NCBI's taxonomy places the organism in Eukaryota, Apicomplexa, Conoidasida, Eucoccidiorida, Eimeriidae. The record is from RefSeq and is a predicted model, not a curated record.